AUGGCGCGUAACAGCGAGAAAGCGCAAUCGAUGCUCUUCCGGUUCCGGGCCCAGCAGGCCGCGGAUCUGGGCAUCAUCGACAUGGGGCGAACCCGUCGUCCCAAAGCCAUCACGACGGUCGAUUCGAUCCCCAUGUGCGAGAAAUGGCGCGGCCAGGUCCUGAAGGAGAUUUCGCGAAAAGUGUCCCGCAUUCAUGAACAGAGUCUCAGCGACUAUCAAAUUCGGGAUUUGAACGAUGAGAUCAAUAAGCUUAUGCGCGAGAAGUGGACGUGGGAGAUGCAAAUCCGGAACCUGGGCGGGCCGAAUUAUAUGCGAGGCUCGGGUCGCGUAUACGACGAGGAGGGAAGGGAAAUACCAGGCGGAGGGAAAGGAUAUCGAUAUUUUGGUCGCGCUAGGGAUUUACCGGGUGUGAAGGAGAUGUUUGAAGCGGCGGCUCGACGGGGUCGUGGGCCGGCGGAGGAGGAAGGGGAACAGCGUGGACGUGGUGGUGAUAUCGCGACUAAGAAGGUGGACGCGAACUACUUCGGAUACGGAUUAGAUGAAGAGGAUGGUACUCUUGUGGAAUACGAGAGGCAAAAAGAGGAAGAAGCCAUGAAAUAUCUUCGCGGCGAGAAAAAAGAUGAUGCUGAGGAUGGGUGGGAGCCUCUGCCAGGUGAUGCAGGAGAUGGAAUGGAAUGGAGAUUGCCAUCUCUUGAAGAAGUACAAGAAGAACUCGUUGACCGGCGGAGGAGACGGCUUUUGGACAAGAUCUCUUGA
Aspergillus ruber CBS 135680 is the source of this 756-nucleotide messenger RNA. Its product is annotated as pre-mRNA-splicing factor ISY1. Gene Ontology annotation, cellular component: catalytic step 2 spliceosome; post-mRNA release spliceosomal complex; Prp19 complex. NCBI's taxonomy places the organism in Eukaryota, Fungi, Ascomycota, Eurotiomycetes, Eurotiales, Aspergillaceae. The record is from RefSeq and is a predicted model, not a curated record. Gene Ontology annotation, biological process: mRNA 3'-splice site recognition; generation of catalytic spliceosome for second transesterification step. Bases 1 to 756 code for a protein of 251 amino acids. The transcript has 2 exons.